Molecule: messenger RNA, 4530 nt
Organism: Acanthochromis polyacanthus (spiny chromis)
Lineage: Eukaryota; Metazoa; Chordata; Actinopteri; Pomacentridae
Gene: paplna
Product: papilin a, proteoglycan-like sulfated glycoprotein
Exons: 28
Coding region: 260-4045 (1261 amino acids)
Biological process (GO): extracellular matrix organization
Cellular component (GO): extracellular matrix
Molecular function (GO): metalloendopeptidase activity; serine-type endopeptidase inhibitor activity
Source: RefSeq, a predicted model, not a curated record
UUGACAAGCGCGGUGAUGACGCCGCGGAGGAGGUUUAACCAACGGGGACUUUCUCUGCUCGGUUUCCUGUCAGAGAGAGAGAGAGAGAGAGAGACAAAGGUUCUCAGCCAGAUAUACCUCCUCAUAUAUCCAGGACGCUGCGCUUCGCUCCAGACGCAUCUUCAAGUCGGAGCUCCGGAGAGAAACCAGCUGCGUCCUGCACCGUCCGCCGGUCCGGGACUCCAAGAAACCGCGUUUAGAACCACGCAACAGGGGAACAAUGAAGAUGCUGCUUCCUCUGGUAAUCCUUCAGCUGCUCCUGGCUCCUGCUUUAACGGUGCCUGGUGGAGAUUACUGGGAGUCCUGGGGUCCUUAUGGCGAAUGCAGUCGCAGCUGUGGCAGCGGAGUGACCAUGAGAACCAGACGCUGCAUCACUCAGAGGACGGAUGGAGGACACAACUGUGUCGGACCAGAUAAGUCCUACAGAUCCUGCAACAUCCAGGACUGCCCAGAGGGCUCAAAGGAUUUCCGUGAAGAACAGUGCUCACAGUUUGACGGAACGGACUUCCAGGGGAAACGCUUCAAGUGGCUGCCCUAUUAUGGAGCUGAGAACCCCUGUGAGCUGAACUGCAUGCCAAGAGGAGAAAACUUUUACUACCGCCACCGCAGCGCUGUGGUCGACGGGACGCCCUGUCACCCAGGAAGGAGGGAUAUUUGUGUGGACGGAGUCUGCAAGCGCCUCGGCUGCGACAGCAUUCUGGACUCUCCUCAGCAGGAGGACCCUUGCCUGCAGUGUGGGGGCAACGGACAGUCCUGCUACCAGGUCAAGAACAGCUUCAACGUACCAGACCUGACCACUGGCUACAACCAGAUGUUCAUCAUCCCUGUUGGAGCCACAACCAUCAGCAUCAGGGAGACUGUGGCCACUCGGAACUACCUGGCCAUCAAGAACCUGCGUGGGGAGUACUACCUGAACGGACACUGGGUGAUUGAGUUUUCCAGGUCGACUCCCAUCGCCGGCACCGUUCUGCACUACCAGAGAGGAGCUGAGGGCGACAACGUACCCGAAAGCAUCAUCGGCCGCGGACCCACCACCGAACCACUGGUUGUUGAGCUCAUCAGCCAGGAGCCCAACCAGGGAGUGGAGUAUGAAUACUACCUUCCCAACGGACGCUCAAGAAACGGAUACUACUGGAGCUUUGGCUCUUGGUCUGCCUGCAGCAGAGAGUGUGGAUCAGGCUACCAGUCUCGGUUGGUCUUCUGCACCAUCGACAACGAGGCCUAUUCUGACUAUCUGUGCGCUUCUCUGCCAAGACCAGAGACCAACCGUACAUGCAACCCCCAUCCAUGCCCACAAGUCCGCAGGAUGGCGUACCUGUAUCCACCACAGUUGUGGAGAUCCUCAGAGAGAUCCAGAGCCUUUGUGUUCAGCUGGAAAACCGGUGAGUGGAACGCCUGCUCCGUCACCUGUGGCGGAGGCUCUCAGGUGCGCAGCGUUCAGUGUGUUUCCCAUGAUGCAUCGGGCCCCCGCGUGGUGGAAGACGCCGUUUGCGCCGCCUACGCCGAAGCUCCUCCCACUCUGCAGACCUGCAACAUGCACAAAUGUGCCGAGUACCGAGUGACCGCAUGGAGCGCCUGCUCGGUCACCUGUGGUCCAGGUGAGCAGACCAGAGAGGUGACCUGUGUGGGUUCAGGAGGGAUGAGGCUGGAGGAAGCUUCCUGCAGAACUCUGCUCCGUCCGUCCUCCGUCCAGCCCUGCCAGAUGUCCGUCUGCUCCAGACAGAUCAGCUGGCAUGUGGGACAGUGGGGUCUGUGUUCUCGUAGCUGUGGUUCCGGCUCUCGGGAGCGUCAGGUGAUCUGCUCGGACCAGGAGAGGAACCUUUAUCCUGUGGAUCAGUGCAACGCCCAACCGAAACCCACCGCAGUGGAGCGCUGCAACUCCCAGCCCUGCUACAGCCCACAGGUCGUCCCCAGCCUUCAGGACCCUCGAGGACACGACAGCAGUCAGACUGGCUUCCAGCUAUAUGUGCCGGAUCACGCGACAGUCCGCAGACCCGACACGAGGGAUCCCACCCAGACCAACACCGUCCAGGACCCCCACAGCUCGGCUCCGGCUCUCCACUGCAGUCAGUCUUAUUACGGCUGCUGCCCAGACGGACGGACCUCCGCUGGGGGCCCUCAGGGUCUGGGCUGCCCUCAAGCUCCGGCUCCGGCUCCCGUUCAGCCGUCCUGCAUCCAGACCAGUUAUGGCUGCUGCCAAGACGGUGUGACGGCGGCUCAGGGCCCCAACAGGGAGGGAUGUGUGGAGUACGUGGCCCCGGCACCCACUGCCGCUCCUUCUCUGCCCACUGAGAACGCCGUUCAGUGCAGAACCACCACUUACGGCUGCUGCUACGACCGAACUACACCAGCAGAGGGACCCAACGGAGAAGGCUGCCCCGACCCGCCCAACCACACUGAGCGAUCCAUCUGCUCCCUGCCCCAUGCUGCCGGCUCCUGCAGCAGCUGGGUGUCCCGCUACCACUACGACGUCAUCACCUCCAAGUGCGUGCAUUUCUGGUAUGGCAAUUGCCACGGCAACAGCAACAACUUCAUGACCCGGGCCGAGUGCCAGAGGGCGUGUCCACUACCUUCACCCAGCCAGCAGGGACCGCGACCGGGAACUCCCGCUAGAGAAUCCACCCCCGGAAGACCCACAUCUGGAGGACGGGGCACCGCCGGAGCAGGAGCUUCAUCCGGAGGUCGCGCCUCAUCUGGAGCAGGUGCAACAUCUAGCGGACGUGGCACAUCUGGAGCCGGCACCCCAUCUGCCGGAAGAUCCACCGCUGGAGGGUCGACUCGCAACAUGGGGAGGGUCUUCACCGUCCAGGGCGGCUCCACCAGCGGCUCCAGCAGACAGGCCACCAGCGCCGCCACACAUGCCCACAGAGCCAGAGUCUUCAUGAGGACCCGCCGGCCUUCACCCGCCACAGCCGCACAGCACACCGGUCAAGCUGCGAGUUUGACCUUAGAAGGGGUGUCCAUCGAUAAGUCCGACCCCUCCACCGUGGAAGCGUUGGUCGGCCAGACGGUGGUGUUGCCCUGCAGGGUCAGUCCUCCGCCGUCGUCCACCGUCAUCGUGGAGUGGAGAAGAGACGGCAUCCCUCUGUCCAACCACAGGCAUCACCAGCAGCCCAAUGGUUCCCUGUUGGUCGGUCCUCUCAUCGUCUCAGACUCCGGUUGGUUCCUCUGUGUGGCCACUCGAGUACGAGAAAGAGAUCAUCGCUACAUCUACCUGUCAGUUUCAGAAGGAUCGUCUCAGAUUCUUCCCACGUCGCUGCCCAGAGACGGUCCGCUCCCCAGGUUCAGUAUCGAGCGUUCGAGCUCCUCCAUGGUGGAAAUGCGAGCAGGACAAACCGCCAGACUGAGCUGCAACAUCGUCCCUCCUUCAGCUCUGCAGUCGGUCAACAUCCAGUGGACUAAAGACGGACAAACCCUCAGUGACCCCAGGUUCACUCAGCACUCAGACGGGACUCUGAUCAUCGGCCCUCUGAAGUCUGAAGAUUCUGCUGUUUAUACGUGUACGGUUUCUAACCAGCAGCAGCUGGAGCAGAGACAGCUGCAGCUCAGAGUCCAGGCCGACCUGCGCAUCACUACAGCUCCAAACAACAUCCAGGUGUCUGAAGGCAGCACGGCUCUGCUGCCCUGCGUCGUGUCCGGAGACGACGUCAACAUCGGCUGGUCCAGAAACGGCGUCCCGGUUCGUCCAGACGGUAAAAACAUCCUGAUGUCGUCUGAUGGCAGCUUGAUCCUGAACAACGUGAAGCCUUCAGACGAGGGAACCUACACCUGUAACGCCUACACCGGGAUCUACUCCGUCAGCGCCACGGCUGAAAUUAGAGUCAUCAAAGACACACAACAAGGAGUCGAUGUUCCUCCUGAAUGCGUCGACCAGCCUGAACUGGCCAACUGUGAGCUCAUCGUUUAUGCCCGGCUUUGCUCCAACUCGUAUUAUUCCAGUUUCUGCUGCGCCAGCUGCACCAGACACAGAUUACAGAAGAACGGCAGGUUCAGUCGAUCCGGAUAAGAAAUAAAGAACUGCAGGAGGAAGAGGAUGGAGUUUUUUUUUAUUGUUUUAACUCUGAACUGCUGCAUUUGCCAAAAGGACUCAAAAACCACUGACCAGGUUGUGCAGAAGCAUGACUGGAAAACAAAAAGGGACUGAUGACCGUAGAAGUAGAUGAACUAGGAGUCUGUUCAGGGAUGGAAACCACAGAAACCCUGUAAAAAGUCUGCUGAAUGUGAUGAGGAGAGGAAUUGUUCUCACUCUGCCACGUCUUUAAAAUAAGUUAUUCGCUCACUGGAACCUGCAUGUUCUCUGUUUUUUAGAGAAUCCUGAGGAUUUCCCUUUGAGAUUACUGAGUGAUUUCUGUUCUGUUGUGACCACUUCUGUGUUUUUAACGUUCGCCAAUACAGGAAUCACUUCUGGAGCUCUUAUGAAACCGUAUUUCCACCUCAUAUUGUUUAUUUUUAUGUAAUUAUUUGAUAUUAAAAGUCAUAUUUUGAUAAAAA